Monopterus albus (swamp eel) is the source of this 960-nucleotide messenger RNA. It is a transcript of the gene tmdd1, whose product is annotated as transmembrane and death domain 1. Gene Ontology annotation, molecular function: protein binding. Bases 84 to 824 code for a protein of 246 amino acids. The record is from RefSeq and is a predicted model, not a curated record. Lineage: Eukaryota; Metazoa; Chordata; Actinopteri; Synbranchiformes; Synbranchidae. Gene Ontology annotation, biological process: signal transduction. The transcript is spliced from 5 exons.
UAAUUCUACAUCAUUUGUAAGUUUUGGAAAUAAACUCACUUUACUGGAGCAGCAUAAACUGAGACUAAACUACUUCAGGUGACAUGGAAAUCUGCAAAUCCUGCCUCUUCUCUGUCUUUCUGCUUCUGAGUUCAACAUUUGGAGAGGACACAGUGGCAGAAGACGUCAGGUCUCAUCAGCUGAAGCGAUUAGUGGAGCUGCUAACAUCUAAGGAGUGUGAGGACCUUCUGUUAGCCCUCUCUCACCCAGAGGAGAACAUUUUCCAGCAUCUUGAGCGGCUCUCAGCAGAAAAUAAUCAAAUAGAUCUCAAGCCUAGAGCCAAGAGAGACACCUCUUCUGCUGAGGAUGGAGAGGUUCAGUGCAGGACGGCCCUGACAGACUGGCUGCUGAGGCAUGGUGAGCAGACCUACUACGACAGGCUCUCUCGCGCCUUGCAGCACAUUGGCAGAACAGACAUCGCCAUAGAAGUGGGGCAGAACAUCAACCAGGACAAAAUCUUGAGUCUGAAACGUUAUGUUGAAGAUUAUCACAGAUAUGUGCAGUCUUUAAACAUACCAUCAAUCCAAUCUGAUGAAAAAGACCACCAGCACGCAGCCCGAAAAAGAACAGUAAGGGAUCUGACCUGGAAUGACCUGGAUUUGAUUGUGAAGCGGGCACCUGUCCCUCCGUACCAGAAGGGGCCUUUGCAUGUAGCUCUGCCGCUCUUGUACGGCAUCCUUCUGGGCUUUGGAGGCACGUUGCUCGCUGGGGUCUUUACCCUCCUCGUCAUCAUCCACAUCUCCCACAGAAACCAGCAGAGCCAUCACCAGCAGUUCCAACCAUAACCUCCUUGCUGGGGAUGUGAUGUUGGAAUAUGUAUCUUCAGAUUAGCAUUUUAUGGAUUUAAAUUGCCAAGGAAGCUGUAAAAAUAAACAACCACAUCUGGCAUUCAUACAUGAAUAAAGACAAAGCUGAUCAUUU